Molecule: messenger RNA, 3761 nt
Organism: Marmota flaviventris (yellow-bellied marmot)
Lineage: Eukaryota; Metazoa; Chordata; Mammalia; Rodentia; Sciuridae
Source: RefSeq, a predicted model, not a curated record
CUCAGCUUCUCCCUCCCGCAGCUUCAGUGCCCGAGCUUCGGCUCUCCGGGUUCCGCAACCCCUUCCCCUCCCCGACAAGCCCCGCUAGAGCCCCUUAGGGACCCUCCCAAUCCUCAACCCCACCCUAGACCCCCCGGAAGCUGUAUUUCCCCUCCCCACUCCCCCGCUUGGGAUACAGCCAGCCCGGUGGACCCAGGCGCCCGAACAAGAGGGUAACCUUCGGCCCUCUCGGCCCCACCCCCUCCAGCCGGAGCCGCGCCCCCCUCUACCACGGAUCCAGGAGCAGAGGACAGAGAUUAAGCAAAAAGGGGUGGACUCCAGGCAACCUCUAGCCCAAUUCUGUCCCUCCAUCUCAAGGAGCAGAGAAAUUGUCUUCCAUUGCUGACCUCCAGCAGGAAAACAAAAUUAAGGAGAAAGAUAAAAGGACACGGAGGAAAAGUGGCAACUAGAUUAUUUAGGAGAGGCACAGAGGAGAGAAAUUGGGGUGAGUCGCCAUGGGGACUCCCAAGGCCCAGCACCCACCGCCUCCCCAGCUGCUGUUCCUAAUUCUGCUGAGCUGUCCCUGGAUUCAGGGUCUGCCCCUGAAGGAGGAGGAGGCGCUGCCAGAGCCUGGAAGUGAGGCCCCCACAGUGGCCUCUGAGGCCCUGGCUGAGCUGAUCCAUGGGGCCCUGCUGAGAAGGGGCCCAGAGAUGGGCUAUUUGCCGGGAUCUGAUCCAGACCCCACACUAGCCACCCCUCCAGCCGGCCAGACACUUGCAGCACCCUUCCUGCCACGGGCCACAGAGCCGGGGACAGGGCCUCUGACAACAGCUGUAACCCCUAAGGGGGUCAGGGGGGCAGGCCCCACCGCGCCGGAGCUACUGACCCCGCCCCCAGGAACUACAGCCCCACCCCCUCCCGGCCCCGCCUCCCCAGUCCCGCCCCUCGGGCCUGAGGGAGGAGAGGAGGAGACCACCACUACCAUCAUCACCACUACAACUGUCACCACUACAGUCACCAGCCCAGUUCUGUGUAAUAACAACAUCUCCGAGGGUGAAGGGUACGUGGAGUCUCCGGAUUUGGGGAGCACUGCCAGCCGCACCUUGGGGCUCCUAGACUGCACAUACAGCAUCCAUGUCUACCCUGGCUACGGCAUUGAAAUCCAGGUGCAGACACUGAACCUGUCUCAGGAGGAGGAACUCCUGGUGCUGGCUGGUGGGGGGUCCCCAGGACUGGCCCCCCGACUCCUUGCUAACUCCUCCAUGCUGGGAGAAGGACAGGUUCUUCGAAGCCCAACCAAUCGACUGCUCCUGCACUUCCAGAGUCCACGGGUCCCAAGGGGUGGUGGCUUCAGAAUCCACUAUCAGGCCUACCUCCUGAGCUGUGGCUUCCCUCCCCGGCCGGCCCAUGGGGAUGUCAGUGUGACAGAUCUACACCCUGGUGGCACUGCCACCUUCCACUGUGAUUCCGGCUACCAGCUGCAGGGUGAGGAGACUCUCAUCUGCCUCAAUGGCACCCGGCCAGCCUGGAAUGGAGAGCCCCCUAGCUGCAUGGCAUCCUGUGGUGGCACCAUCCACAAUGCUACACUGGGCCGCAUCGUGUCUCCUGAGCCUGGGGGAGCCGCAGGGCCUAACCUCACCUGCCGUUGGGUCAUUGAAGCAGCUGAGGGACGCCGGCUGCACUUGCACUUUGAGAGGGUCUCGCUGGAUGAGGACAAUGACCGGCUGAUGGUGCGCUCUGGGGGCAGUCCCCUAUCUCCUGUGAUCUAUGACUCUGACAUGGAUGAUGUCCCAGAGCGUGGUCUCAUCAGUGACGCCCAGUCCCUCUAUGUGGAGUUGCUCUCAGAGACGCCUGCUAAUCCCCUGCUGCUCAGCCUCCGAUUUGAAGCCUUUGAAGAGGAUCGCUGCUUCGCCCCUUUCCUGGCACAUGGCAACGUUACUACCACAGACCCUGAGUACCGCCCAGGGGCACUGGCCACCUUCUCAUGCCUCCCAGGAUAUGCUCUGGAGCCUCCAGGGCCCCCCAAUGCCAUUGAAUGUGUGGAUCCCACAGAACCUCACUGGAAUGACACAGAACCAGCCUGCAAGGCCAUGUGUGGAGGGGAGCUGUCAGAGCCAGCUGGUGUGGUCCUCUCUCCCGACUGGCCCCAGAGCUACAGCCCCGGCCAGGACUGCGUGUGGGGCAUGCACGUCCAGGAAGAGAAGCGCAUCUUGCUCCAAGUUGAGAUCUUGAAUGUGCGUGAAGGGGACAUGUUGACACUUUUCGAUGGGGAUGGUCCCAGCGCCCGUGUCCUGGCUCAGUUGCGGGGACCUCAACCACGUCGUCGCCUCCUCUCCUCUGGGCCCGACCUCACACUCCAAUUCCAGGCACCUCCUGGGCCCCCAAAUCCGGGCCUGGGCCAGGGCUUUGUAUUACACUUCAAAGAGGUCCCGAGGAACGACACUUGCCCUGAGCUGCCGCCUCCCGAGUGGGGCUGGAGGACAGCAUCCCACGGGGACCUGAUUCGAGGCACCGUGCUCACUUACCAGUGUGAGCCUGGCUACGAGCUGCUGGGCUCUGACAUUCUCACCUGUCAGUGGGACCUGUCCUGGAGCGCUGCUCCACCUGCCUGCCAAAAGAUCAUGACUUGUGCUGACCCUGGUGAGAUCACCAACGGGCACCGGACGGCCUCAGACGCUGGCUUCCCUGUUGGCUCCCAUGUCCAGUACCGCUGUCUGCCAGGGUACAGCCUGGAGGGGGCAGCCGUGCUUACCUGCUAUAGCCGAGACACAGGCACACCCAAGUGGAGCGACCGGGUCCCCAAGUGUGCCUUGAAGUAUGAGCCGUGCCUGAACCCCGGCGUUCCAGAGAAUGGCUAUCAGACCUUGUACAAGCAUCACUACCAGGCUGGCGAGUCUCUGCGCUUCUUCUGCUAUGAAGGCUUUGAGCUCAUCGGCGAGGUCACCAUCACCUGUGUGCCGGGCCACCCCUCACAGUGGACCAGCCAGCCCCCGCUCUGCAAAGUGACCCAGACUACAGACCCAUCACGGCAGCUGGAGGGUGGGAACCUCGCCUUGGCCAUCCUGCUACCCCUCGGCUUGGUCAUUGUCCUUGGCAGUGGCGUUUACAUAUACUACACCAAGCUCCAGGGAAAAUCCCUGUUUGGUUUCUCAGGCUCCCACUCCUACAGCCCCAUCACGGUGGAGUCAGACUUCAGCAACCCGCUGUAUGAAGCUGGGGAUACACGGGAGUAUGAAGUUUCCAUCUGAAUGCCAAGACUAAGGCUGCAGGACCCAGGACACCCGUUCCCUCCUCAUUCAGGGCAGUGGGGAGCACAGGACCUGGUCUCUGGCUCCUGGCUUCCCUCCUCCCUGUUGUGUAAAUAAUCUCCCUGUCCCACAAGGGGGUUUUGAUGGCCCUGGAGACCCUACAGUAAAUAAACCAGCAUCCUGCCGCCCAAAGGCUCCUUUUCUCAGUUGCCAAACAAGGGGCCUACCCCCUGCCCUACUGGCUUUUGGACCCUGGGAGGGGAACUCAGUGCCCUUGCAACUCUUGGGACCCCCUCCCACCCAGGGCACCCCUGAAGGACUGCCCCAACUGCUCUACUGUUCCCUUGGCCUUGUAGGCUUCUCUCCUCCCAGAUGCCUAACUCCUGGGCCUUGGAGGGUGAGAAGAGGAAGGAUGAGGGGGACAGCUGGGCCAAAGCCCCUCCCUGUUCCUGCUGUGUCCCGAACCCACAAUUUCUCCACCUUUGCUUCUGGAUUUUUGUUUUUGAGCAAUAAAUGGAAAAUCAUCACUUGUAA